This is a messenger RNA of Hirsutella rhossiliensis, 1110 nucleotides long. Its product is annotated as acyl-CoA dehydrogenase, middle domain-containing protein. NCBI's taxonomy places the organism in Eukaryota, Fungi, Ascomycota, Sordariomycetes, Hypocreales, Ophiocordycipitaceae. Gene Ontology annotation, biological process: L-leucine catabolic process. The transcript has 3 exons. Bases 1 to 1110 code for a protein of 369 amino acids. Gene Ontology annotation, molecular function: flavin adenine dinucleotide binding; 3-methylbutanoyl-CoA dehydrogenase activity. The record is from RefSeq and is a predicted model, not a curated record.
AUGGCUAGCCUACGGCCAUUCACUGGAGUGCUUACUCGGCUGGCCGCGCGCCAACUCCGGGCUUCAUCCGCUACCCUCGGCCUCUCCUCCAUCCAAACGAGACUGCACUCGUCCAAGCACCCAAAGGGCUUCGAGCCGCCGACCACCGAGGAGCUUGAAGAGCUGCGCGAGCGCGUGCAGGAUUUCACGCGCCGCGAGAUCACUGAGGCAGUCGCCGCGCACACCGACAAGUCCGAUGCCUUCCCUAAUGAGAUGUGGCCCAAGCUAGGGGGAAGCGGGCUUCCUGGGUGCCUUGUCGCGGGCACGAGCAUCGGCGCACUGGCCAUGUCCGAGUCCGGCUCCGGCAGCGACGUCGUCAGUAUGCGGACGACGGCCAAGGCGGUCGACGGCGGCUACCUCAUCAAGGGGUCCAAGAUGUGGAUCACAAACGGUCCCGACGCCGACCUCAUCGUCGUAUACGCCAAGACGCAACCCGACGCUGGCUCCAAGGGAAUCACGGCCUUCCUGGUCGGGACCAAGACCGAGGGCGUUAGCUGCACCCGCAAGCUCGACAAGAUGGGCAUGCGCGGCAGCAACACAGGCGAGCUCGUGUUCGACAACGUCUUCAUCCCGGCCGAGAACGUCCUGAGUACGGUCAACGGCGGCGUGCACAUGCUGAUGGAGGGGCUUGACUUGGAGCGCCUCGUCUUCUCCGCUGGUCCCCUGGGUAUCAUGCAGGCGGCCUUUGAUGUCGCGGCGCCAUUCUCUCACCAGCGCAAGCAAUUUGGACAGCCCAUCGCGCACAACCAGCUCAUCCAAGGCAAGCUGGCUGACAUGUACACCAAGUUGCAGGCUUCGAGGGCGUACACGUACACCACGGCCAAGCGCCUGGACGAGCAGGGAGUCAUUCGCACACAAGACUGCGCAGGCUCGAUUCUGUACGCGGCCGAGCGGGCGACCGAGUGCUCCCUCGAUUGCAUCCAGCUGCUGGGCGGCAUGGGCUACGUGGAGGAGAUGCCAGCAUCACGACUGUUGCGAGACGCCAAGCUAUACGAGAUCGGAGCCGGCACGUCGGAAAUUAGGCGCAUAGUCAUUGGCCGUGCGUUCAACAAGGAGUAUGCCAACGCGUAA